AUGACUAAAGAAAUACCAAUUAUACUAUCAUCGGCCUCUCAUCCAAAAUUAAAAUUUAAAGGUAUGUCACUUUUUGAAAGAGAUGAAGGUAUGGAAUUCUUUAAGGCUGAAGUAGAGCACCUACAGUCAAUUACAGGUAUUGACAAUGACAAUGUGCAACCUGCAUCCGAAGAUGAUUUUCUUUUCGAUGGUGAUGAUGUAGAAGUAGAACAGCACAACACAGAAAUUGAUCGAUAUUUGAUAACACCAUUCUCUGGAGACUUGCUAAUUUUAAAUACCAUGCCAAUCAUAAAAAAUAUAUUCUUAAAAUAUAAUAUUGCAUUGCCAUCAAGUGCUUCAGUAGAGCGCCUAUUUAGUGUUGCUGGUGAUAUAUGUACAAAAUAA
This is a messenger RNA of Macrosiphum euphorbiae (potato aphid), 384 nucleotides long. Lineage: Eukaryota; Metazoa; Arthropoda; Insecta; Hemiptera; Aphididae. The record is from the annotation of a GenBank genome assembly.